This is a messenger RNA of Cololabis saira (Pacific saury), 2216 nucleotides long. RefSeq lists its product as uncharacterized. The record is from RefSeq and is a predicted model, not a curated record. NCBI's taxonomy places the organism in Eukaryota, Metazoa, Chordata, Actinopteri, Beloniformes, Belonidae. Bases 941 to 1945 code for a protein of 334 amino acids. The transcript is spliced from 5 exons. Gene Ontology annotation, biological process: regulation of transcription by RNA polymerase II.
UAAACCAGGAUGAACAGAACUGAAACCAGGACUAGCAGGACUGAUUAUGUAGGAGGUUGGCUUGAUGGCUUUAUAUUGCAAAGCAAAGCAGCAGAGUAAAAGACAACCAUAUUGCUGCUUACCUGUGCUCACUGCACAGCUCUCAAUUUAAAGGGCAAGACGACGUGGCUUGGCCUUGAAUGCAUUUAUUAUUUCAUCAGAGUCCAGUUUCUCCGUGAGCUCUUUUUCAAACAUGAGCAACAAGAGGCUCCUCAGUCUCUCUGUGAUGACAGAUGAUUACAUACUAAUAGCCUAGAUUUAGAAUGCAACAUGUUAGUAAGACUAUAACAAGAAAAAUAUGCAUCAAAUAUUUGGGUGUGUCAGCUGUCUCUGUGCGUGGCACCGGCACACCCCGGCACACCCCUAGCUACGCCACUGCUUUCAUGUGAUUUCAUCCCAGAAGCCGGUCCGGGCUCAGCCGAAGGUCAGGUUCGUGUAAUCUUUGCAGGCUGAUUAUAGAGCGUUUCAUCAGAUGCCCCGUCUCUCCCACAUCUGUAUGAAACAUGAGAGGGCUGUGACAUGAUCUGACAGGAAUGAUGAUAUAAAAUCCUGCAGAUAAUGAACUCAACACACGCAUGCACACACACACAUUGUGCAACAGUCACCAGCCUAAAGCAACAACCUGCGGAGCAGAAAUUGUGAAGAAACAGGAAGCAGAGAAGAAUGGAGAGUCUGCAGACAGACAUGUAGGAGUGGUGAGGUGCUCCUCCUGUCUGUGUUGGUUGGUUGGGUUUCCUGCAGUCACGUGACCAUAGCAUGCUGUUUGUAGACACACUGGUGAAGGUGUAAAUGUCAGUCACAGCUGCUGUCAGGAAGGGCAGCAGGUAGGAGGGAGGAGCUCCGUGUCUCUGAAACAACUCGCCGUCUCCAGUCCUGCAAGAAUCUGUGUUUGUGUGUGAGGAUGAGUGGCGGCAAAAAGAGGAGUGGCUUCCAGAUCACAAGUGUCACCUCGGAUUUGAAGCAAAAUCCAACCGGCUGCUCAUCUCCUUCCAUGAUCCUGACUGUCGUCCAAUCGGAUUCCUCCUCAACCCCCAGCCCCCAACGGAGCUCCUCCCAGCCGACCACACCUUCUCUGAAGAGGAAGUACAUCUCCCAAGAUGUACUGGGGCAGGGGGCGGGCUGCUCCUCCAGGUUUAGGGUGGUGAAGCUGGCCGGGGGCGGGCCCAGCAGUGGUGGGCGGGGGGAUUCCUAUUGUCGGGGGAGAUGGACGUGUUCAGAGUUCAUGGAGCGACAGGAAGGGGCGAGUAUCAGGCGGGUAAUGGACAGCUUGAGACACGCCCACUCCCUGGAGUCCCUGGAGAUGAUUGGGCGGGACAGAGGGAGGGUCAAGGUCCACUCCCAGGAUACUGCCCACCUGUUGCCUCAGCCUGACGGGGGUCUGGAAGGGGAGGGGCUCGUUCUUCACAGUGGCCCACCAUCCCCGACGCACAGAGAGCCAAUCAAUGUCCGGCUCCUUGACAGGAGGCAGCUAGUGAGAGCGAAGGGUUCAGACUCACUCGCUCCGCCCUCCUCGCCCCGCCCACAUCACCUCCCUGGACCCUUAAAACUGGACACGGAUGCAGCAGGACGGUCUGUCCUGCGGGUGUCCCACUCCCUGCCCAGCUCUCCCCCCUCUGGAGUGUUCCAUCCCACUCUGUCCCCCAUCCAGACUCCCUCCGCCUUCCGUCUGGACCAGACCAUGUUUGACCUCCAGAGAGAUGCCAGUCUUUCAGGUAACAAUCCUCUGGGUAUCGAUAAUAAGAUCGAGCAGGCCAUGGACCUGGUGAAGAGUCACCUGAUGCUGGCGGUGAGGGAAGAGGUGGAGCUCCUGAAGGAACAAAUCAGAGAGCUGCAGGAGAGAAACAAUCAGUUGGAAAGAGAGAAUCACAUCCUGAGAGCCCUCACGCACAACAUCUGUACAACGUGAUGAAGAACAUCAACACGUUUACACAACGUAAUGAAGAACAUCGACCCGUCUACAUAACGUGAUGAAGAACAUCAACUCAACACAGCUGACGUCUGGAACUGUGUUGUCAGGGUAAAGGCUUUGAAAGACCCUGGUCACCAUAAAAACAGGACUCUUAUGAUGAUAAAUAAAAGUAGACUAAUUAAUCAAUAUGUAAUAACAGGUGUAUGUUUGUUGGUUGGUUUGUUUGCCAUUUUUUGAAAUGAGUGUUUACUAAAAUAAAAUUGUUUGC